This is a messenger RNA of Saxophila tyrrhenica, 849 nucleotides long. It is a transcript of the gene COQ4, whose product is annotated as Ubiquinone biosynthesis protein. NCBI's taxonomy places the organism in Eukaryota, Fungi, Ascomycota, Dothideomycetes, Mycosphaerellales, Extremaceae. Bases 1 to 849 code for a protein of 282 amino acids. The transcript has a single exon. Gene Ontology annotation, cellular component: mitochondrial inner membrane; mitochondrion. Gene Ontology annotation, biological process: ubiquinone biosynthetic process. The record is from RefSeq and is a predicted model, not a curated record.
AUGUCGCGUUUGACCCCUUCUCUCCGCCCCCUCCUCCUACUCCCCCCUCCCCUUCGCGCCCGCGCAUUCUCCGUCCUCAACCGCCCACCGCCCAGCUACCCAGGCCAUGUUCCUCUCACCUCCAUCGAACGCGGCGCCCUGGCCAUCGGGUCAGCCUUUGGAUCCCUCUUCAACCCCUACCGGCACGACCUGAUCGCGUCUCUAGGCGAAGCAACCGCAAAGCCUUACUUCAUCACUCGCCUCCACCGCGCCAUGCUUCAGGACCCUACGGGACGGCGCAUCCUUCGAGAUCGGCCUCGGAUCACAAGUAAGAACAUGCGUCUGGAAGAACUACGAGAGUAUCCUGAGAACAGCGUCGGGCGUGCGUAUGCCGCUUGGCUGGACCGUGAGGGCGUGACGCCAGAUACUCGCGAUCCAGUACGGUACAUUGAUGACCCAGAGGAAGCCUAUGUAAUGCAACGAUAUCGCGAGACGCACGACUUCACGCACGCGAUCACUGGACUACCGGUCAUCAUUGAAGGAGAGCUGGCAGUCAAGGCAUUCGAGUUCGCGAACACGCUUCUGCCGAUGACUGCGUUGUCGCUGGUGGCUUAUGUGCGGUUAAAGCCGGUGGAGAGGGAGAGGUUCUGGAGCGUCUACUUUCCAUGGGCGGUGCGGAACGGGUUGAAGGCAGAGGAGGUGGUGAACGUGUACUGGGAGGAGGAGCUAGAAACGGAUGUGGAUGUGCUGAGGGCCAGGCUGGGGAUUGAGGUGCCGCCGGAUUUAAGGGACAUCAGGAAGAAGCUGCGAGAUGAGAAGAGGAGGGAGAAGGAGGCAAGGGAGAAAGAGCAACAGGGUGGGAGUGGUUGA